Messenger RNA from Trifolium pratense (red clover), 1812 nucleotides. Its product is annotated as putative cyclin-B3-1. Gene Ontology annotation, molecular function: cyclin-dependent protein serine/threonine kinase regulator activity. Gene Ontology annotation, biological process: regulation of cyclin-dependent protein serine/threonine kinase activity; mitotic cell cycle phase transition. The record is from RefSeq and is a predicted model, not a curated record. The coding region runs from base 14 to 1573 and encodes 519 amino acids. NCBI's taxonomy places the organism in Eukaryota, Viridiplantae, Streptophyta, Magnoliopsida, Fabales, Fabaceae. Gene Ontology annotation, cellular component: centrosome; cyclin-dependent protein kinase holoenzyme complex; nucleus. The transcript has 15 exons.
UGCAAGGAAGCCUAUGUUACCUACAACAACUACAAGCAUUUCAAGGAAGUCUCUGCCAGUUCCUUUAGGCACAGGUUUAAGGGUUUCUUUAGGUGAUCAGAAGAAUAGUUCAAAUGGACGUCAAUCAGUUGCUACAAAGGAUAGGUUUGCAAAGAAGCCUAUGUUGCCAACAACAAGCAUUUCAAGGAAGUCGCUGCCAGUUCCAAGGAGGGUAAACAGGGUUGAGAGUAAUAACACAAAGGAAAAUGCUGGAAGUUCUGAAAGAGCUAAUGGCCAAACUGGUCUUCCAAGUAAGCUGACAACAGACAGAAGAGUUAGUUCCCAACUAAUUAAUACAAGGAGCCAUCUAUUGAAGACUCGAGUUAGUGAUGGCUUUAUUCAAAUGGUUACAAGUAAUGCUUACCAAGCAUCCUCAAGGAAGUCCGCCAAGCCUAUUGUUAAGACCACACUCAAGGCUUCUACAUCUCAGAGGACUCUAAAAUCUAAAUCCAUAUCAGGCGAGAACAUAUCAAAACCAACCACCGCAAUAGCAUCUAAGGAUGAGGCAAAAGUUUCUUCAUCUCUUCCCGAGAAUAGUUCCGUGGUUGUUUCCGAUGACGCAAAUCAAACCCAUCUUCCAUCUGAAGGGGAGAGCAGUCUGAAAACAGAUUUAUCAGAGUUGAUUCCAAGAAAAAGAUCCAGCCGUCGGAAAUCUUAUACAACUUCAUUAAUGGAAAAAUCUAAGAUUCUCAAGGAAAAUGGUGAAGUUAGGGCGCAGGAUAACCUACCAAAUAUAGAUGAUGAAUGUAAUCAUCUAGAAGUUUCUGAAUACAUUGAUGAUAUAUAUCAGUACUAUUGGGAUACCGAGGCACAUAGUCAAGCUCUAUCAAAUUACAUGUCAAUUCAGACAGAGAUUACUCCUCACAUGCGGGGAGUAUUAGUCAACUGGCUAAUUGAGGUACACUUCAAAUAUGAUUUGAUGCCUGAGACCCUAUAUCUGACAGUGACACUGUUGGAUCAAUAUCUUUCCCAAGUGAACAUAAAAACAAGUGAUAUGCAGUUAGUUGGUCUUACAGCACUUUUGCUGGCUUCAAAGUAUGAGGACUUUUGGCACCCAAGGGUAAAAGAUUUGAUUAGCAUCUCAGCCGAGUCGUAUACUAGAGAUCAGAUGCUUGGAAUGGAAAAGCUUAUUCUUAGAAAAUUGAAGUUCCGUCUUAAUGCUCCCACUCCUUACGUUUUUAUGGUUAGGUUUCUCAAGGCUGCACAAUCAGAUAUGAAGCUUGAACACAUGUCAUUCUUUCUCAUUGACCUAUGCUUAGUUGAAUAUGAAGCUUUAGCGUUCAAGCCUUCAUUACUAUGUGCAUCAGCUCUCUAUGUUGCACGUUGUACCUUGAAAGUAACCCCAACAUGGACACCACUACUUCAGAAGCAUGCGCGCUACGAAGUUUCACAGAUCAGGGAUUGUGCGGAUAUGAUAUUGAAAUUCCAUAAAGCUGCUGGGAAGGGAAAGUUAAAGGUCGCUUAUGAAAAAUAUUUCAGAAAGGAACUCAGUGGGGUCGCUGCAGUGAAGCCGUUGGAUAGACUUCCCCAUUGAUUUGACUUGUGCUGGAGAGUCAUACCUUUGUAGUAUAAUGCGACAUUCUUCUCAAAUCUUUGAAUGUAGUAUCCUCUUCAUUUUUUUGUUCUUUAGCCAGAAAUUCUGGGGUUAUUAACCCUUGAGUCUGUCUAACAACAUUUGUGAUGGCAUAUAAUUGUGCAUCCAGAAAGAUCCUUUUAUCAGGUUGGAUUCUUACAACCUUAGUUACAGCUAUAAAAAGUUUGGUUUUAUCAAAA